Molecule: messenger RNA, 1374 nt
Organism: Saccharomyces mikatae IFO 1815
Lineage: Eukaryota; Fungi; Ascomycota; Saccharomycetes; Saccharomycetales; Saccharomycetaceae
Gene: CRP1
Product: Crp1p
Exons: 1
Coding region: 1-1374 (457 amino acids)
Biological process (GO): signal transduction
Cellular component (GO): cytoplasm; nucleotide-activated protein kinase complex; nucleus
Molecular function (GO): protein kinase binding
Source: RefSeq, a predicted model, not a curated record
AUGAGCAACGAUCUCACGUUUAACUACACUUUCAGUUGGCCGGCUGGCCCUAAAGAUGUUAUCUUGACAGGAACGUUUGAUGACUGGAGGGGCACAUUACCCCUCGUGAAGACUGCUAGGGGCAAUUUCGAAAUUACUAUCCCUGUUAAGCUGGCUAAUGAGCAUGACAAGUUUCAAUUCAAGUUCAUUGUUGACGGGAUUUGGUGCGUUAGUGACUCUUAUAAGAAAGAGCAUGUUAGUGAGGGGAUUGAGAACAAUUUCGUUCAAAUUGUUGAUUUGGUUGAAACACAGGAAAUCGUGGGAGCCAGUAAAAUUCCGGAGGCAGGUGGUUUGAUAUGUGGUAAACUGCCUCGCGCAACUGGUCCUCCUUCUACAAGUAAUAGAAAGAAGAGCAAAAGGAACAACAAGAAAAGAAGAUCUAAAUUAAAGAAGAAGAAUACUAAAAGCAAUAAGAAGUCCAAUGAGAGUUUGGAUGAUAAUGGGGAAGGAAAUGAGGAAGAAGAUGGUGUGACUGGAACUACGACUGAAGAUGCCACUGGCACCUCGAGAGAAGAAACUCCAUUAGCGGAACCCAUGGAUUUUUCUAAUGCAUCUUCAGAUAAUUUUCACAUCCUACCAAUCGAUGAAAAUCUAAACGCCACUCAACUAAACAGUGUUAUCGGUGGACCAGGACCAGUCCUUCUUCCUAACUCAAAUGAAAUUAAAGAGUUCACCGAAGUUCGAGAUGUGGAUGCUAAGGAGUUAAACGAAAGGCUAAGCAAAAAGGAACAAGUUACAGAACCUGCUGUAGUCGAACCAAAAGUUGCAGAAUCGAUUCCUGAACCUUCACAAACGGAUGAUCCCAUUGUUGAAAUCAAGGAAGCCGCUCCUAAGGUACAAGGACUUGCCCCAAAACUAGAAGUAACUACUCCGGUAGAAAAUGAGCCUGAACCUUUACCUACUCCAGAUGCUCAAAUAUCUGUUCCCGAAUCAUCGAAAGUUGAGCCAGCAGAGAAGCAUGAACUUACUGAGAACGCAUUAGACAGAUCUAAAACAGGAGAGAUGCAACCUAAGCAAGAACAAGUAUUUACUUUAGAUCCGAUCGUUAACCAAGAUUCUAAACCAACCUUAGCUGGAAAACGCGAAGUUGAAGGUAAGAAAUCAUCACAGGUAUCUGAAGGAAAAGAAAAGAAGAAGAAACAAGAAGGAAACGAAAUCAAAGAGGUCAAAAGGUCAGAAUCUAGCAGAGAGAAGAAGUCUUCUACCAAAGUAGGUAGAAAGCAUUCUAUAAAAGUUCCGAAGAAGCAGACAACUUCUCCUCUGUCAUCUACAUCAGAAGAACCAAAGAAGAAAAAGACUGGUUUUUUCGGCAAAUUAAAGAAGCUAUUUAAAUGA